Molecule: messenger RNA, 312 nt
Organism: Aspergillus homomorphus CBS 101889
Lineage: Eukaryota; Fungi; Ascomycota; Eurotiomycetes; Eurotiales; Aspergillaceae
Product: Phosphoenolpyruvate/pyruvate domain-containing protein
Exons: 3
Coding region: 1-312 (103 amino acids)
Cellular component (GO): cytoplasm
Molecular function (GO): aldehyde-lyase activity
Source: RefSeq, a predicted model, not a curated record
AUGACAGGCUCCAUCUUCAAUCCGCAAGUCCGCUUGCUCAAUGCUCUUCAAGCUGGCGCGAAACCUAUCAUGACCUUUCUGGGGCUUCCAUCUUCUCGCCCGGUACAGAUGGUAGCCCAGACCGGUGUCGAUGGCAUAAUCAUCGAUUGUGAACACGGCCACAUCAGCAACGAUGCCAUGCACAGCUCAACCGCUGCCAUCACUGCCAUGGGAGUCUCGCCGCUUGUCCGUCUCCGAAUGACCCACCCGGAUUUGAUCAAAAGAGCCCUAGAUGCUGAGGCCCAUGGCAUUGUUGUUCCCAUGAUCUGCUAG